Messenger RNA from Haemorhous mexicanus (house finch), 2168 nucleotides. It is a transcript of the gene MEIG1, whose product is annotated as meiosis/spermiogenesis associated 1. The record is from RefSeq and is a predicted model, not a curated record. Gene Ontology annotation, cellular component: nucleus. The coding region runs from base 100 to 612 and encodes 170 amino acids. The transcript is spliced from 4 exons. Lineage: Eukaryota; Metazoa; Chordata; Aves; Passeriformes; Fringillidae.
GGCUUGAGUUAAGUGAUGUAGGCAGUACAGCCAUCUCCUCCUGCUGUGCCCCAGGGCCCCUCCUGCCUGGGGACAUGAUGCUCCUUGUCCGGGCUGAGGAUGCAGCAGGGCUCCCUGUCCUGCUGGAUACCCUGGCCUGGAGCCAAGUACCCCUACUCUUCAGCUUCAAGUUUGCUGGUGAAUACAGGAACGCCUGUGGACAGGCACUGUGAAUUAAUGGUGACUCAAGAAGAGCCAGACCUACCCACAUGUGUUGAAGAAAAACCUUCAUUAGGUGAAUCCAGCAUGUCCAGUAAACAAGUACUUAACACUAAUGACAUGAAGAAGCCUAAAGUUUCUGAAGUCAUGACUAAAGCUGACAUCAAACCAAAAUCUAUGCAUCGUGCCAAAAUAUGGUCAGAUGAUGUAGAGAAUUUAUACAGAUUUCAGCAAGCUGGAUACAGAGAUGAGGUGGAAUAUAAACAAGUAAAACAAGUUGAUGAGGUAGAGUGCUGGCCAGAAACUGGAUUUGUUAAGAAACUCCAGAGAAGGGACAAUACAUUCUAUUAUUACAACAGGCAAAGAGAAUGUGAAGACAAAGAUGUCCGUAAAGUGAAAAUUUAUGUGUAUUAGAGUUGUUACUGUUCUGGUGGGUUUGUUUUUAUAAAUUGUUUCUUAAGACCUGUAAGUAAAUGAACUGUGUAAUCUGGUUUACCUUAAGUAUCCAUGUCAUGUUUAGAUAGAAAGGGGAGUGCUGGAAAUGUAGAGAAGCCUGAACUAUAGACAUAGAAACUUCACUUUUUCCUUCCUUUUACUAAAUGUCUUAUUAUUCCUCAUUUUCCUGGUUACAAAUGCUUUGACAUAAAGCUAAAAAGCUGGUAAAUAGGCAUCAUAUAUUUCAGCUAACUGUAUAACAUCCAUUGUAAGUACAAGCAUCAAUCUUUAUUCCAAACAAUAUAAUCUGGUUGACACUGGUUAAUGUCAGCCACAGUCUCUUGAGGUAGCCAAGGGUUAUGAGACUCCAAAGGGCCAAAGUGAGGCCAGAGCACUUACUGACAUUUCCUUGGAGCAGAGCAAGAAAAACAAGCAAAGAAUUUAAUUUAAGUGAAGGAUGCUAAACAAUCAAGUAACAAUGGCCAGUGCUGAGCUGCAGGUAUAAAGACUGGUUAUUGUAAUGGAAAGAGUCACAACAGAAAUGUCUUUUUGUCUAUCCCAAAGUAUUUUUGUCAGGUGCCAGUAAAAAUUACUCAAAGAGGAAAUAUUAAUUGACUCAGUAGCAUAUGCCUUCUUGAGGUGGGUGGAUUGUGGAUUCAUAGGUGUUGGGAGCAUGGAGUGUAAAACUCUAGGAAGAACAUGAAAUCCCACGCUUGGUAAUAUUUAGGGGAAAGUGAUGGACACAGAUGAUAUGUGGGAUUUCGGGGCAGAAUUCAUCUCAUCUAACUUCAAAUGUCACAUUAUCAACAUCCACACCUGAUCCAGUCGUUUGGACAGCCUUUGUUUUGAAUAGAGAGAAGUUCUUGUUGGCACAAUUAAUUUAUUUUAAGUGCAGCUAUGUAACCUUUUCUUUGUGCUGCUGUGACAUCAGCUCUGCAGCAGCUGCCUGUACCUGGGCUACUGAGACACUCAAUGAAGAUGAGGGACUGUACUUACCUUCACUCAUGAGGGGAUUUAAUUAAAAUACUUUGAGAUGCCAAAAUUCUUGAUAAUUGACCAGUAGAACAGACUGCUGUUAUGUAAACCAGUAGGUGUGUUUGUAGUAGUUACAAAAAUUUUGUUAUUAAUAUUUCCUAUCUCUAGACUGUUGAGCUUUUACUAAAGUAUCUAAACUUAGUUUUAGGCAUGAGUUAGCAGUGUACAUUUGACCACCUAUCUUAUGGAUAUUCUUCAUUUUUUUGAGCCUAAGAUGGAAGCAGACUCCAGAUGAGAAAUAGAGGACUUACAGCUCCUAGUCAAAAUAAGCAGUGUGAAUGCAAUAUUUAAAAGACCUCAUUGACAAUGAUUGUUGAUGAUCUCCUCAUCUUAUUUAGACCACUUGGAAAGUUGUCGCUUAAAUUUGUAUGAGCUCUGUUAGAGAAAUGACUGAAAGAUACUCUGAAACAACUAUGAAACCUAUAUUCUCAGAAAGUUUUAAUGGCAUAUAGAGAGUUUCUGCAGUGUAGAGAAAUAAAGCAUUGCUGCAAUGAAUGUCA